This is a messenger RNA of Bactrocera tryoni, 705 nucleotides long. RefSeq names its product DPH3 homolog (gene Dph3). Gene Ontology annotation, biological process: protein histidyl modification to diphthamide. NCBI's taxonomy places the organism in Eukaryota, Metazoa, Arthropoda, Insecta, Diptera, Tephritidae. The transcript is spliced from 3 exons. Gene Ontology annotation, molecular function: metal ion binding. Bases 128 to 388 code for a protein of 86 amino acids. The record is from RefSeq and is a predicted model, not a curated record.
AGAACAAAUGACAGCAAUUUCAUCAACAUGCUUUUCUCAUUAUUAUUGCUAUUUUCAGCAACGUGAAUUUUAGUAAUAAUUACUAAUACUUUUUACACAAUUUAUUAUGUGAAAACGAUAAUACAAAAUGAGUGUUUAUCACGAUGAGGUCGAAAUCGAAGAUAUGGAAUAUGACGAAGAAGAAGAGGUUUAUUACUACCCAUGUCCGUGUGGCGAUCGAUUUCAGAUAACCAAGGAAGAACUUAUGGAGGGUGAAGAAGUAGCCACUUGCCCCAGUUGUUCCCUUAUUAUUAAAGUAAUAUAUGAUGCGACUAUGUUUAAAGCAGAGGAAGAUGAAGAGACCGUGCUCAAUGAUAAAAUGAAAGAAAUGAAAUUGGAAAAGCACUGAGAAUUCAAUUUCUUUUGUAAAAAGACUUCUAUAUUUCUGUAAUAUAUUAUAUAUAUAUAUGUUGACUAGAGUAAACAAUUACGCCUUCUGGCUUAUCUUACACAUACAUAUUUUCAAUAUUUGUUUGCAGUAGUAAAUUUUUAUUCAGCUUACUUCUAAAAUUUAAACAUUAUUGGAGUUAAAAAAUAUUAAUAUUCGUUAAAUACUGCACGUACAUAUGUGUAUGUAUAUGGAAUAUAGGCCCUCAUCUCUACCUAAUUUUACAUUAAAAGAUUCAAGCAAAAUAAAUAAUUUCUAAUAUAUUGUAUACAUAUCAA